AUGACCACGGCGAGCGACUCGUGCUGCCUCCCGAUGGCCGAGGCGGCCCCACCGGCCCCACCGGCGGCGCCGCUGCCUCCUCACGACUCGCCUAGAAUCGUGCAGACGAAGCGCCUCUACCGGUGGGGCGGUGUGGAUGUUGUUCAUCGGCUGGACACCAUAAUUUCCAGUUCAUCUGUUUGUCAAGAAGUCUUCAAGCCAGAGAAUGUGAGCCAAAGAAACAAGUUGCGGGAGCUGUGCGUGAAGCUCAUGUUCUUGCACCCUGUGGAUUACGGACGCAAGGCUGAGGAGCUGCUUUGGAGGAAGGUCUACUAUGAAGUGAUUCAUGCUGUCAAAGCAAAUCGUAAGCAGCUUCAGACCCGGGGCUCGAUGGAAUGUGCGUACCGCACGCACCUUGUCGCGGGUGUCGGCUUCUAUCAACACCUGCUGCUUACCCUGCAGUCUCACUAUCAGCUGGAGCUGCAGGCCUGUAUCGACUGGACCCACGUUGUCGACACGCUGAGCGCUGUAAAGAAACCAGCGAUGGUUUCAUCUCGUGCAUUGGAGUGGGCACGGAUGGCUUGUCACCACUGCCUGAUAUACCUUGGAGACCUAGCUCGCUACCAGAAUGAGCUGGGCGUCAUCGACACCCAUCACCUGUCCGAGCGCUUUUACCUCCAGGCUCUGGCAGUAGCUCCCCACGUUGGAAUGCCUUUAAAUCAGUUGGGUACAUUGGCUGGGAACCGGUCUUACAAUGUGGAGGCAGCCUACUACUACAUGCGCUGCAUUCAGUCUGAGGUGGGAUUUGACGGUGCUGUUGGUAACAUGAGACGAGUGUUUAUUAAAGCCAAGAAGAUGUAUAUGGAGCUCCUCAAGAAAGAGGCUCCUUGUAAGAAGGCAUCUCUUAGUAAACAGAGGUCACGAGACCUUAAAAAGCUUCUUGUGAGCUUCCUCUACCUUCAGAGUUUGCUUCAUCCAACCAGCAGUGUGUCCGAGGCAGAGGUGACCUCCCUGUGCCAGGCCGUCCUGCACGAUUUUAACCUCUGCAUGUUCUACUUGCCGGCCGCGGGGGCCAAUGCCGGUGCAGGACCCGAGGACCAUGACGCCCCCUGCCUCUCCCACCUUCUUGUCUUCAGAAUGCUCGUGCUUUGCCUCAUGGGCCUGCACGGCCUGAAGAGGGCAGGUAAGCGAUUCCACAGGGCAGCGCAGCAACAACGACCGCUAUUUGGACCGAAGUGGCGGUGA
This is a messenger RNA of Callorhinchus milii (elephant shark), 1224 nucleotides long. RefSeq names its product SMG5 nonsense mediated mRNA decay factor (gene smg5). Bases 1 to 1224 code for a protein of 407 amino acids. Gene Ontology annotation, cellular component: telomerase holoenzyme complex. Gene Ontology annotation, molecular function: telomeric repeat DNA binding; protein binding; telomerase RNA binding. NCBI's taxonomy places the organism in Eukaryota, Metazoa, Chordata, Chondrichthyes, Chimaeriformes, Callorhinchidae. The transcript is spliced from 10 exons. The record is from RefSeq and is a predicted model, not a curated record. Gene Ontology annotation, biological process: nuclear-transcribed mRNA catabolic process, nonsense-mediated decay.